Molecule: messenger RNA, 762 nt
Organism: Anopheles arabiensis
Lineage: Eukaryota; Metazoa; Arthropoda; Insecta; Diptera; Culicidae
Exons: 1
Source: RefSeq, a predicted model, not a curated record
AUGACGCUUAAGGCUCAAGCGAUUAAGCAACUGAAGCGUACGUAUGAUGAUCGGUUACGUGCGAUUGAUGCGUUUGUGCAGUUUAAGGAGGGUUACAAUGCGACAACGCAUUAUACUCAGUUAGCGAGUCAAUUGCAGGCGUUAGAAGAAGCUAAGCGAGAGUUUGAAAGUGUGAGGGACAAGGUAUUGCUGGAGCUGGACGAUUAUGAUGAACAAUUAAUUAACGAAGAACGAAACCAGUUUUACGAACAGUAUCACAGUGUAAAGGGUUUUCUCCGUAACAAACGAGGUGUAGAUGAAGGGGAACGUCCAUUUUCCAACAGUACGAUGGCGGUGUCAAUGAACUCGAGUGCGAGAGUAAGGCUACCUAAGAUUGAGUUACCAACGUUUGAUGGCGACAUAACUCAAUGGGUAACCUUUAAGGAUCGAUUUGUAUCGAUGGUGCAUGACGUGGCAGAAAUAUCGGUGAUGAAGCUGCAGUAUUUGCUAGCCUCGCUGAAGGGCGACGCAUUGGCAUCUUUCGAACACGUCCAGCUCGUCGCAGAAAAUUAUGAUACAACAUGGAAGGCGCUGCUGGAACGCUAUGAUGAUAGCAAGAUUCUUCGUCGGGAAUAUUUCAAGGCGCUGUACCGGCUGGAGCCCAUGACCGCUGCUUCCGCAGAGGAACUUACUCGAGUGGUAAACGAAUGUAAACGUUUAGUGAGAGGCAUGGAAAGGUUGAAGGAACCCAUUAAUCAGUGGGACACCCCGCUCACCAGCAUG